UUUUUACAUUAAGGAAUUCACUACCUCGAAGCUAUGAAUGAAUUUGUUGAAAUAAUUGAUUACAAUGGAAACUUCACGGGUUCUCCGAGUCAUUGGCUGAAAAAAGCGGAUUUAACGACACGAGGUUUUGAUUAUUCUGUUAUUACGGUAUUAGGAUGUCAAAGCAGUGGGAAAAGUACAAUGUUGAACACGUUGUUUGGUACAACAUUUCCGGUUAUGGACGCUUCCCUUGGAAGAUCACAAACCACAAAGGGACUUUGGUUGGCAAAAGACUUAAACUCUCCUACAAUUGUAGUAGAUGUUGAGGGAACGGAUUCAAAAGAACGUGGUGAAGACCGUUUAACGUUUGAACAUAGAACCGCUUUAUUUUCCUUAGCUUUAGCCGAUUGCGUUCUUGUCAAUAUGUGGUAUCAUGAUUUGGGUAGAUAUACUGCAUCCAAUUACGGCUUAUUGAAAACGGUGCUUGGUGUUAAUUUGGAAUUGUUUCAAACAGAAGAAACCUCUUCCAAAACGACAAUGGUAUUUGUUAUUCGGGAUUAUAACCGGAAACUAACUCCUCUAAAAACCUUAGAAGCAAUGAUUCACGACGAUUUGAAACGCUUAUGGAAAGAUACGCCCAAACCAACCAUGUAUGCGGAAUCCAGCGCGGAUGAUUUUUUUAACUUUGAAAUCGUUGGAUUGCCUUCUUUUAUUGAACGACCAGAAGAAUUCAUCUCAGCUUGUGCGGCAUUUAGGCAAAGAUGGUUAGCAUCUUUACGACCAAAACAAUAUUCCCGAGGUGUUCCAGCAGAUGGUUUUCCAUUUUAUGUUGAGAAAGUUUGGGAAACUGUUUUACAAUCUGCUCAAUUAGAUAUACCAUCACAAAAGACAAUGCUUGCAAUUUACAGAUGUGACGAGCUUAAAAGUGAAGCCUUUACAUGUGUUAUGUUCGAACUACAAGACUUUUUAAAAGACGUGCAAGUCUCGGGUUCUUCAGUGAAUGUUAGGGCGUGGUCGUUUAAAAUUAUAAAUCUUGCUUUAGAUAUGUUUGAUCCUCCGGCGUCUCGUUAUGAUUCAAUUGUUUAUAAAAAAAAACGUAUUCAGCUUAUUCAAAAUUUACAAAGAGAAAUACAAAAAGUUGGAGAUGUGAUCUUAUCAAAAAGACGACAGGAAAUUUUCGAUGAUUUCUCUAGGAAAACUAAUUUGUUUCUUGAAAAAUUGAAUACUCAGCAACAAGUUUUUGACGCAUGUCUUUAUUUCAGAAAAACUAUAGAUGAAGCAAAAAAAGAAGCUUUGAAAGAACUUUUAAGUGAGUUUGAAACCAUUAAUUUAGACGUUACAGAUGAGGAUAUAAAAGAACACUUUCAAAUUGAUACUGCACAACAUGAACAAGCUCUAUCAGCAAGUAUGGAAAGUGCUGUUCUUCUUUUUUAUGAGCAUUUAUUGCAAAAAGUUUCUACUGAAAUUUCGCAAAAAGCAUUUGAGAGCUUAGGCGAUGUUGAUCGUUUUUUGAAUUUUCCAGACUUGUCAGUUUCCUCUUUUUGGAGUGCCAUUGACGCUCAAAUUCACAAUACGCUCGCUAUUUUGCAAGAAGAACUUGAAAACGUUUUAAUAGGACUUGAAAGUGUCAUGACGGAAAAGCAAAUAAAUCCCAAGGAGUACUUCUUAAAAAUUAUAUACCAACAAAUUGAAUCAAAACUUAAAGUUAUUCUUGAUUGGCGUGCUCAUUAUAUUAUGAACCGGUUUCAACAAUUUUUUAACCAAGACAGUCAACAAGUACCUCGUCACUGGCAAAACUACACAAGUGACCACAUUAAAGAUAUAUAUUUGGAAGCGCGAGAAAAAAGCUUGGUUAUUCUUUCGAUUUUCUCGGAUAUGGAAAGUGUCGAAAUAUUUUCAGACAACGAUACUUUGAAGAAUAAUUUUCUUAAAUGGAUUCAGUCAAUGAAUUUAAAAGAGGAUGAAAUACUAGCAAAAGUGCAAAUUCAAAUGCAAAAAGCCUAUCAAGAAGCACAUUUGCUACAAACAACUAGAGGAAAUAGGUCUCGAAUUCCUUGGUGGAUAUGGAUUCUGCUCCUUGCUUUAGGAUACAAUGAAUUGGCAAUGAUUUUAGCGUCGCCUUUCAUUCUUCUAGCUGUACUAUUCCUAUGUUUAGUUGCUAGUAUAACCUUAUAUACUAACAAUUUCGGGUUAUUACAAUAUUUAGUCGCAUGCAUUUCGUCGUAUGUCACAUCAAUGAUUUCUUUUGGUUUGUCUGCAUUUGAUGCAACACGACCUCAAGCCGCUACGUAUCUUUACAAUGAUAAAUCCGCAUUAGCACGUAACAAACAUCAAUGUGUUGACGAGAAAAAAUAAAACAUAGUUUUGUUUUAAAAAAGUUAGAGAACUGAAAGAAUACAAUAAACAGUAACAUUUUCAUUGUAAUUUUUUUUCACGUAGUUUAUGACAUGGAACUAUUCAUUUUUGUGUUUGAAAAACAUUUCUUUAAUUUUAUCGUAUCUUAAGAAUCU
This is a messenger RNA of Hylaeus volcanicus, 2489 nucleotides long. Its product is annotated as protein SEY1 homolog. NCBI's taxonomy places the organism in Eukaryota, Metazoa, Arthropoda, Insecta, Hymenoptera, Colletidae. The transcript is spliced from 24 exons. Gene Ontology annotation, cellular component: endoplasmic reticulum. Gene Ontology annotation, molecular function: GTPase activity; GTP binding. The coding region runs from base 34 to 2334 and encodes 766 amino acids. Gene Ontology annotation, biological process: endoplasmic reticulum membrane fusion. The record is from RefSeq and is a predicted model, not a curated record.